This is a messenger RNA of Entrophospora candida, 1368 nucleotides long. NCBI's taxonomy places the organism in Eukaryota, Fungi, Glomeromycota, Glomeromycetes, Entrophosporales, Entrophosporaceae. The record is from the annotation of a GenBank genome assembly.
AUGGGUCAAAACCUUAUUCUUAACAUAGCCGACCACGGAUUCACAGUCGUUGCAUAUAACAGAACUGUUGCAAAAGUAGAUCAUUUCUUAGCAAAUGAAGCUAAAGGAAAAAAUAUUGUCGGUGCUAGUUCCAUUCAAGAUCUUGCCCAAAAAUUAAAAAAGCCACGAAAAGUCAUGCUUUUGGUUAAAGCUGGUCAAGCUGUUGACGAUUUUAUUGAUCAAUUACUUCCUUAUCUUGACAAAGAUGAUAUUAUUAUUGAUGGUGGUAAUUCGCAUUAUCCAGACACUAUUCGUAGAUGUAAAUACUUGGAAGAAAAAGGUUUAUUAUUUGUUGGUUGCGGUGUAUCUGGCGGUGAAGAUGGUGCUCGUUAUGGUCCAUCUCUUAUGCCUGGAGCAGCCAAGGCUGAUAACGAACCAUGUUGUGAUUGGGUUGGUGAAUCUGGUGCAGGUCAUUAUGUUAAAAUGGUUCAUAAUGGUAUCGAGUAUGGUGAUAUGCAACUUAUUUGUGAAGCAUAUCAUUUGAUGAAGGAAGGAGUUGGUCUCACAAAUGAUCAAAUUGGUGAUGUGUUUGAAGAGUGGAAUAAGGGUGAAUUAGAUUCAUUUUUGAUUGAAAUCACUAGAGAUAUCGUGAGAUAUAAAGACACUGAUGGUACUCCCCUAGUAGAAAAAAUUAGGGAUACUGCAGGCCAAAAAGGUACUGGCAAAUGGACAGCAAUAAAUGCGCUCGAUCUUGGAAUGCCACUUACACUUAUAGGCGAAGCUGUAUUUGCUCGUGCACUUUCAGCUUUGAAGAGUGAACGUGUACGUGCAAGUAAAAUUUUAAAAGGUCCUGAACGUGUGGCUUUCGCUGGUGAUAAAAAAGAUUUCAUUAAACAAAUAGGCCAAGCUUUAUAUGCUUCCAAAUUGAUCUCAUAUGCUCAAGGCUUUAUGCUUAUGCGUGAAGCUGCUAAAGAAUACAAGUGGGAUUUAAAUUAUGCUGGUAUUGCUUUGAUGUGGCGUGGUGGUUGCAUUAUUCGUGAUAUUAAAAAUGCAUAUACCAAUAAUCCAAAUCUUGAAAAUCUUCUUUUCGAUCCAUUCUUUAAGGAUGCUAUUGAAAAAGCACAACAUUCAUGGCGUAAAGUAAUUUCAGAAACAGUUCUACUUGGUAUUCCUACUCCCGCAUUUGCAUCAGCACUUUCAUUUUAUGAUGGUUAUAGACAUGAAAAACUACCUGCUGGUCUUCUUCAAGGAAUGCGCGAUUAUUUCGGUGCUCAUACAUUCAGAUAUCUUGAUGAAUAUACCGAUGAAAAUCAUCCUAAAGAUCAAGAUGUUCAUGUUAAUUGGACUGGUCAUGGUGGAGCUGUUAGCGCUUCCUCUUAUCUUGCCUAA